AUGUAUUCUAAAAGUUUAAUAGCAAUUAGCAUAUUUUUGCUAUGCUUAUUUUACCACGCUAAUUCACAAGACGGUAUUCUAAGUAAUGGUGUUAAUGGAGGGAUCAACUGUGCAACAUGUACCAUUGUUGUUGGUCUUAUAGAGAAAUUAACCGUCGUUCAUAAUGAAUCGGUUGUCUCGUCUAUUGAACGUUUAUGCAAUUAUUUACCAACACAAUUAAGAUCAUACUGUAAAAUUGCUGUUGAGUUCUUAGGACCAGUAUUAAUCGAUGGUUUGGAAGCUAAAGAAACACCUGAUGUUAUUUGUCAUUCACUUAAAUUUUGUACAAAUGAUCCUAAUCAGCCUCAGUGUCAUCUAUCUCCCCCACCAACAGGAUUUAGUCAACGUGCACAACUCUUAAGAAGUCGUCAUUCAGAACGUAUCGCUGUUGUUGAUCAUUACGAUGUGAAACAAGUAGCUACUGGUCGUUCAAUAUUAACAUUGUUAUCGGAUAUUUGUCAAUAUCCUGGCAUUAGUGAAAUAUGUAAAUUAAUCGAAAACGUGUUUAAUAACCAUAAACCAUUAAUAGAUAUGGAUAAUGAUAUGUUCGGUGUUGAAAGUUCACUGAGAGGAAGUGCAUGGCGUGGAAAAGACUGCAAUGAUUUUUCAGCAUCUGCACGCCCAGGCGCGAAAGCAUCUAAUGAUGACGCAACGCUAGAUCAUAACUGCAAUGGAAUAUUGGGCAUUAAUUCUGACAGUGGCCGAGCUUAUGAAAAAGAUUAUUGUAAUGAAACAAAUCGUAUGGGCAUUGCUGUAUUAGGUGAUUCAAUUUCAGCACAUUUUCACAUACCAGAAGAAUGGUUGGAUGCAUCAAUGUUUAGCAAACCUGUUUUUGAACAUAUGUGGUAUAUAUUGGAAAAUGAAUUAGAUUGGCCACAAUUAUCAGCAACUACUGGUCAUAUCAACAUAACCUGGCCAAAUAUUGCAGGUAAAACACGAUCGAUCUACCAGCGUCUAUUCGAAAGAGAUCAUUGUAAUCAUCGGGAUUAUCAAAAUAUUGCUGUCAAUGGUGCAAGAAGUGGAAGUAUGAUCGACAUAUCCAAAUCCUUGACAAGAGAUCAAAUAAAUGAUGCACCAUUACUUGUUAUCUAUUCACUUGUUGGUAAUGAUGUUUGUAAUGGACACCCGGAUACUAUUGAUCAUAUGACAAAACCCGAUGAAAUGAAAGCAAAUGUAUUAAAAACAUUAGCAUAUUUGGACACCACACUUCCCAAAGGAUCACAUGUAUUAACGACAGGACUUGCAAAUGGUAGCUUACUCUAUGAUUUAUUACACGAUAGAGUCCAUCCAUAUGGACGUGUUGGCUAUCCAGUUACCUAUCGCGAAGUAUAUGAUUAUUUAUCAUGUCUACAAAUAUCACCAUGCAAUGGUUGGCUAUCAUCCAACGGUACACUACGAGAUCUAACAACUCAACGAGCAGUUGAUUUAUCGGAAGCUGUUAAAGAGGCCACUAUGUCUUAUACAGCAAAAAAUUUUGAUUCAGAUUAUUUAGAUUUUCCAUUUGAAACUGUAUUGAAUGAAUGGACAAGUCAAGGUGGUGAAGCAUGGCAAUUGAUCGAAGCUGUCGAUGGAUUUCAUAUCAAUCAAUAUGGUCAUGCAACUGUAUCAGAUGUCUUUUGGAAUUGGUUAAAUACUGUUCAUCCACAAUGGUUAUCAAAACAAAAUCCGUAUAAUCAACAGAUCGAAACAAUAUUUAAAGAUCAAGUUAACGCACAAAUAUUAAAGAAUGGCAUAAAUAAAACAGUUACCCAAGCAAAAGAAAAAAUCGAUAAGCUAGCUCAACCUAGGAGUCCAACUCUUACGUAUACUAUCCAGACUAAUCCGCACAUCAUGACAGAAGAAGAAUCAAAUAAUAACAGUGAACUAUUGUCGAUUGACACUCAAGUGAAACAACUUCGUACACUGUUAAAAUCAGAUAAACAUGUUCUAAUUCAAGAAUCUGGCGAUUUUACAUUAUUCUCCAUUAAACUUAAUCAUGGUCUGAACCUUCAAUUUUUAUUUGAUCCACUGUGUGAUCAAAAAGUAUUAACAAAAUCAAAUAUUUACGAUUUACGUUUGACAAAAACAAACAGUUGUACGUUUUCCAACGAGAUAUGGUUGGAAAUAAAAGCCUAUUUCGAGAAUGAACUAAAACAAAAUCAAUUCACUAUCUAUGAUUUAGUUCAAAGAUUGCAAGAUAAAAUUUUGGUUCAAGUACCAACAGACAUGAUUAAGCCAGAUAAACCCAAUACUUCAUCAUCUCAUCAACAACAAGAAGAGACAACACCAACAAAAUUCAGAGGAGCUGAUGCAAUAUUUAAUAGAUUGUUAUGGGAUAAAACAAUAGAUCAAACAAAAAUUAUGAUUGGAUAUGAAGAUAGAUUUAACGGUAUUCAAGAAAUUACAUUUAGUCAAUGGAAAAAAGGACACGAUCGUGGAUCUGGUGUACCGAUGCAUAGAGUAAGAUACUACAAAAUUAAUGGACAAAUUGUAUGGGAUAGAAUGAAAAAAGUUGACAUAUUAACAAGAUUGGAGGCAAUACAAACAACAGUAGAAGAUGAUCAACAAAAAAGCUUACAGACAGUAACAAAUACUUUAACCAUACUGAAUGAAGGUGUCUAUAAAUAUGAUGUAGAAAAGGCACAAUGGAUUAUCUGUUCUACACAAACAUUAUUGAAACCAAUGAAUGAAAAUGACCAUGAUAUUAUUAUACCAUCUGAAAGUUUAUUGCCUGAUCGUUGCCAUUUUUUAACAUGGAAUAUUCUGUCCAAUUAUUAUCAUGAAGCCGAAAUCUAUAGUGAAAAACGUUAUUGUUACAUACUAAAUGCUUUGAGAACGUUAUCGCCGGAUAUUGUCUGUUUACAAGAAGUGACAUAUGACUUUUUAGGAUUAUUAUUAAAUGAAGUAUGGUUAAAAAAUGAAAAUUAUUACAUUUCUAUCACGAAAAAUGUUCUAAUGAGUCAAGAUUCAAAAUAUAAACAACAAAAUUAUUAUGGACAACUUUUAUUAUCAAAAAAUAUUCGCCCGUAUUCUGUACAAUUUUUACCGUUGUCAAUAACCGAAGGAAAAGAAGAACAGAUCACAAAUUCACUAGAGAUGGAGAUGACAAAAGAAGUUAUUUUAGCUCGAUUUGGUUUGAAAUCAUCUACAAACAAUACCAUAGAUAUUGUUAAUUUACAUUUGCACAAUAAUGGUCUCAAUAGUUUAGAUGAUAAAUGUUGUAAUUCCUUAAAAAAUUUAUUAACAACAUUAAAAGUUCUCAGUGAUAGUUUUCUAUUAAUGGGUGAUUUUAAUUUUGGAGAUAAUGAUAUGAAAGAGCAAGACUUGUUGAGUAAUCAAAUGUUAAAUGAUUUAUGGAAAGAUGUUUAUGAUUUAGACGAGAAUCCUGGUUAUACAUUCGAUCCAUCUCGUAAUUUAUGCGCAAAAAUUACAUCUCAUACAAUGAUUAAUCGUCGUGAAGAUCGUUAUUUAUUAAAAACAAAAUUAAACUAUGACAUUGAACAUUUAAAUAUGAUCGGCUUUGAAACAUAUGUUGUCAAUAGAGAAGAUGAUGUUUAUUUAAAUCCAUCCGAUCAUUAUGGUCUUCAAUGUAUUUUACAUUUGAAAGGUCGAAAAAUAAGUUCAAAAUCAGCAAUUGUUAUUAUUCCACCCCAUCAUACGUGGAAUGAAAUUCAAUGGAUAAGAGAAAUGUACGAUCCUUUAUAUGCACAAUGGCCACCUACUAUCAACCUUGUCUAUCCCUAUUAUGAAGAAUUUGAUGAAAAAUUAUUACUUGAAUUAAGACUCUUGUUAACAAAACAAGAACCGUUUCAAAUUGAUAUAAAUGGACUUGAUUGUUUUCAAGAGCAAAACAUUAUUUACAUGAAAUUAGCUGAUAAAUCAAAAGAACUUGUUCAAAAUAUUCAUGAACAACUUAAACAGAUAUAUCCAGAUUGUUGUAAAAAAAUGAAUAAAGAAAAUGAUGGAAAAUAUACACCACAUCUCACUGUUGCACGAUGUAAACAAAGUACCAUACAAAAGAAUGAUAAUAAUAGAGACAAUUCGGCUCUAGUUUUGAAUGAUCAAAUUCAUUUUUUGGUAAAUAGUGUUUAUCUAAUACGUCAAACUGAUGAUACUCCAUUUCAUAUUGAAUAUCAAAUACCGCUUGGAUCUACACUUGAACGUUUAAAUUAUUAUCAAUUAAAUUGUGAUAUUAGUUUACGUGAAUUUUUUCACUCAGAAAAUUUAUAUGAAAGUGAAAUUUCAUUUGGAAUGAAAUUAGAAAAAUUUCAACGUUUAAAUAAGUGUUUUAAACAAAUAUUUUCUGAUGUAACAUUAGAACGUUAUAAAAGCGAUUAUUAUCCCUACGGUAGCUUUCGAAUUGGUUUAAAUGCAGCUGAUUUAGAUACCGUGUUUGUUUUACGUGAAUAUCAACCAUAUGACAAGACAAGAGUAACAAAUCUUGAUCGGAUAAUUGCGAAUGAACAACAAAUAGAUUCAAAAUUGUACAUAUUACAAAUGCUUGAACAACAAAUACAAACAAUGGACGAUGUUAUUGAAUGUAGACAUAUUCAAGCAAUGUAUCCGUUAAUCUCGAUAUUGUUUAAAGAUAAUACACGAGCAGAACUAUUUCUCGAUAUUAAAGAAAAGCCAGUGUUGAACAAUCAAUUAUUGAAGAAUAAUGGUCUCAUGUAUUUUGAAGAUCCUGUACAUGGGGUUCAUGAUAUUGAACGAUUAUUAUCUUAUGUACGUUGCCCAUACAUAUUUCAAUAUUUGUUAACCUUUGUUCGUCAAUGGUCACAAUCUGUUGGCUUGUACGGUCAAGUUUAUGGUUAUUUGGGCGGUUAUUCGUAUGCUGUUUUGGUUGCUAUUGUUUGUCAUGAAUAUUUUGAUGAGUCUCGUCAUUGUAUUCAAUCAUUGUCUGAUUUAGAAAAUUUUACAUUGGAGAACUUUUUUGAUCUUGUACGAUAUUUCUUUGAUUAUUAUUCCAAAUUUGAUUGGUCAUACGAGAGUGUACAACUUUAUUCUAAACGUAAAACAUAUUAUCGUCGUGAUACAACAUUAAAUAAUUUGGAUAUUAAUUCUAGAGGUGCAAUGAAAAUUUUAUAUCCGGCAUCACCAUUAAUGAAUACCGCACGUAAUACAACAAAAACUACACGUGAUCUCAUCGUUGAAGGUAUGUAG
Molecule: messenger RNA, 5181 nt
Organism: Didymodactylos carnosus
Lineage: Eukaryota; Metazoa; Rotifera; Eurotatoria; Philodinida; Philodinidae
Source: the annotation of a GenBank genome assembly